Messenger RNA from Penicillium soppii, 213 nucleotides. RefSeq lists its product as uncharacterized. The coding region runs from base 1 to 213 and encodes 70 amino acids. NCBI's taxonomy places the organism in Eukaryota, Fungi, Ascomycota, Eurotiomycetes, Eurotiales, Aspergillaceae. The transcript has 2 exons. The record is from RefSeq and is a predicted model, not a curated record.
AUGGAUCUAAGAGCAAGAUCGGAUAGGACUCAAAUCACCUCUCUUCUAUAUGGAAACACUAUGUUCAGUAUUGAUAGUACUAUAAAAGUUAUGUGUAAGCAUUACUUAACAAUUCUUGAGCUCCCUUAUACUAUCAAAAAAGAUAUUCAUAGGAAGGAGGGGCGUCAUGGUACAACUACUAUAAUAAGACACCUUAAGACCUCUACUUGUUAA